CUCCCCUCAGUUCCAUCACGGCAAGCCGGGACGAUAGGUCGUCGUUGCGUUUUCGUCUCCGUUUUUGCCUCUUCCAUCAUUCUCUGUUUCUCUCCUCUAUCUACUACAAUCUCACGCUAUUUCUAAAAAAGAAGAAUCUUCGUUCACAAAGUAAUUCAAAUAUAUAUAUAUAUGUAUAUAUAUGUGUACAUAUAUAUACGUAUUAUUUCUCGAGUGUCCGUUAUAGCUCUCGUGUGAAUAUAAUAUAAAAACCGACGGUCGGCGAGCUCUGGAAAGUGCUCAAGAGAGAAUCUCUUCACACUGUCGUAAGAUAGAGACACCCAAGAAGAACACUACUCACGGUGGCGUAUCAUUUUCGGUGAACGACGUCUUGAGGCCUGUCUUCGUCUUCUUCUACUCGACAAUUCUUUUGAAUUUCUUCGAGCUGCUGACCUCUGGAUUACGCGACGUCCCGUGCCGAAGGAAGCUUCAUAUUACGAGGUGAGUCCGAGUGAGUCCCUGUCUUCCUGCUGCCCAGUUCUAUAAGACGCGAGUUAACCGGAGAAGAUCAACGAGAGAGGAAGAAGCUGCUUACUCUUUCGAAGAGGAAAAGACGAGUCGCGGAACCGAUACGAGACGAGACAUAGGAUGGGCUCAUCCGUGCGAGCACUCGUUCUACAUUGAAGAGGAGGAGUACCGUAAGGGAGAAGGCGAAGGAAGAAGGAAGGAAGGAUGCCCGCCUCGCAAACCGCCGCCACUGAGCGGCGAAACGAAAGAGUGAUGAUCGCACAUGAACCACCAAAAUUGAAAACAACUUUAAAAAUACCACCGAAACAAGCGACCAAUCCUCUUCAAUUUGUCAAAGUUGGACCAUGUUCUUUGUAUCGUACGGCACAAGAACAAUUGCAGAAAGUGCAAGAAGUCAAGAAGAUUAAACAGGAAGUUCGAGAUGAUCCGGAAGAUUGGCAAUCGAAUCUAGACAAUUGGAAGAGCAGUCGAAGGAAGCGCCAAGAACACAUAAUCGAGCGAGUGGUAGAGGUUAAAAAACUAGAACUCGAAGAACACGAUAGACAACGACGUCGAAGUAAAACCUUCUCGGAAAUGAUGGAAGAGCGAGGUAACAGAGGUCGGAAAUUGAGUAUUAGUCUGGCCAUGUAUCACGAAGAGGAUGCAAACGAUUUAAGCGACCUUGGAAUCGGUACCAGUAGUGGCAAAAGUUCAGUCAGUGGUGAUACUCACGACGAUGCUCACAGUGUUCUCAGCGACAGAGACAGUGAAAUUGAAAAGAACCACUCGGAUGUUGACAAUGUGACCGGUGAUGCCGGUGACAAUGUAAACAAUAACGCAACUAGAUCGUCGACGGCAAUAACAACGACGACGACAACGACGACAGCGACGAGUGCAACGAAGAAACCAUUCGGCAAUGGCUUUCAUGGCAAUCAUAAUCACAAUCAGGAAUACGAUUCGGCGACCACGGCAACUGCGAGUUCGCCUGAGCCAGAGGAAUACACGUACGAAGGUGCAAUUCGUGGCUAUGUUUCAAGAGUUUCACAAAAUAUACCAAGGAGAUCUUUGGUAGGUUUAGAUGCAAAACUGGACAGCGCUAAAUCAUCGACGAAUGGAUCGAAGGCGAGCUUGAACGAGGAGAGCAAAGGUACGACGACAUCUGUGGUGAAGGUCGACAUCCUUAAGAGGCGAGAAAUCUUUGAAAAGGCAUCACAGAAGAGUUCCGACCAAAAAGCUAACAACAGGCUCUCCGGUGACUUCACCGGCACGAAGUCGAUUAAGGAGAGACUGUCGAAUCUGGAGAAGCAAAAGCUCGAAGCAGAAAACAACGAAAAGAUAUCAAAUAAGGCACUUAACAGACUAUCCGGUGAUAUGAGUUCUAUUAGAGAGAGGCUGUCUCAUUUGGAGAAACAAGCGAUAGAACGAGAGAGCAAAACUACCUCUGGGAAUCAUAAGGUCAGCUCCGAGGAAUUAGAAAGCGUUCGACCACUUCGAGAAAGGCUUUCGACUUUAGAAAAAUAUAGCAGCAGCGAUGAAUCCUCAGCACCAACUACGAUACAUGAAUCUAGACAUAACGGUGAACUUACUGCUAGGACAAUCAAGGAUCGUUUAAAUGCUUUAGACGCAAUUAGAAGCAAGGAAUCUGCGGAGAAGAGAGCAUCGAUUGGUAAACACUCUCUAUGCUUCAGAGAUCAAGAAAAUAGGAUCGAUACUUCGACGCCUAGCGAGAGAAGCUCUUCACCAGAUUCGGAAUAUCGAGCACCAAGAGCAGCCUUUCAUAGAAGUCUCGACUCACUUGAUGCCGAUGCUUCAAGUGGCCCGGACACCUUCGAACGUGUUCAAAGUCUUGAGGAAUUCGACUAUGGCCGACGUUAUCCAGCCUCCUCUUCUUCAGCCGAACUUCUCAACGACACCGAUCGUGAAGAUUCUGGCAUUCACACGGCUGACGUUAGCUGCUCGGUUAGCCAAGCCGAUGAACCAGUCGACGAAGAGAUCGUACACGCUAGCACGAUCGUUGAGGAGAAGCCAGAGGAUCUUCGAACGAUCGAGGCUACUUCUUGUUCCUCUUCAUCCGUUCAAGAGAAGAUCACGACGAAGUCGAGCACCGUUGCGAACGAGUCUACGACGACUGUCGCCAAUCAGCAGGAAGCAGUAGCAACGAAGGAUACUGCUGAAACUUCUUCUGGGGAACGGUCGACUAACAAAUCAUGCCCGCAUAUGCAAGUAGAAGUUAAUACUAACUCUAAUACACUACCCACGACGAAUCGUCUGAUUGUCUAUCAAAAUCCCAGAGUACCUCCACGAAGAACACCACCCGAAACACUUCCCAAACCAAAGCUACCACUUUUCAAGGAUCCUAUAGAUCCUAUUAACAACAAAGAAACUUUACCUACUUCCAAAGAUACUGAAGAUAAAAACUCCUCCUCUCCUCUUUCCAUUGAAGAAAGUCCUUCGAAUACUUCAUCGACAUCAACACCUUCGAUCCUUCCUCCAGAAUCAUCUAUCAAUAACAUCAACACUACCUGUCAAAAUCAAGACACUUCAAAAACAACAAGAGCAGUCUCAAAAAUCCCAACACCACUUCCUCGUAAAACAGUCCCUGCAAAAUCAUCACCAACUAGUUCGGUAUCCUCUGCUAGCCCACCAACAUCACCAUCUUCUCCCAAACUCCAAUCGUCAUCGUCGAAGACACGAACAUCAUCUAACCAGAGUCCUAAAGCUUCGGAAAUUCCUCUUCCUGUAAAUUCUAAUUCACCAUCAAAAUUAUCAUCACCAUCUUUCCCAUCCACUUCUUCAUACAACACAUCCUCACCUACAUCCAGCACGGAUCACCAAUCAACGUUUGGCGAGGAUACAAUAAUGGCUGAAAAACGACGAACUGUGGUGGAGGUUUGCGAAAAGGUGGUGGUACCGCAAGGAAAGAUACCUGGGACACCAUCAGUCACACCAUUCAUCACGGUGGAUCGCGUUAACGAGAAGCAGAACUCAGCCACGGCCGAGCUGUGUAGUCUCCUCGUAAGCUUGGGUAAACUCGCGAAACUCGAGGAACCAAUCUUCAUGGAUAAAGAGGACGAAGAGAAGAAGGCUGAAACGAUUUGCCAGACAACAAACAGUAGUACUACGAUGCCAGAUCGUGAAGAGCGAGAACAUAUCGAGAUAUCAAUGAAUACAAAACUCGAAACAACGAUGACAACUACAACGAAGAAUUCUGGCGAAGAAAUGAUAGUAGAUACACCUGAUUCACCUGCUUCGCCAAUACCAAUGAUUCUUGGAUUUGAAAGACCAACAUCCUUGACUUUCAACGAAACAGAAACCUCUAAUAUCAAUACUAUUAAUUGUCUCAGUCCAGUCUCACCUCAACAGUUUUUGCCGUUGAGCCUGUCGAACGACGAAGAAAUAAUGACUGGUCUAGCUUUUCCUUUGGGCCCACCGACGACUAUCGAGCCACCCAAAGAAAAGCCACCACCACCUCCCAUUGAUGAUAUAAGUGACGAAGAAGCUCCACCAGUGGAACCCCUUAAGAGAUUGAAUUCCACUCGAAGAAUCAAGAAGGAAUUGCGAACGAGACGGUCGGAUUUUCUUGGAAUAGAAGGGGUUAACGACGAUGACUUGGAAAGAGAGUUAACGUUAAUGAAGCCACCAGACAUGGCAGCAAUUCUCGCUGAAGAGAGACGUAUCGAACAGCUGCAUCGUCGUUCUUACGACACCGACAGUAAUUACGAGCAAGAUUCAAGCCAUGAGAGGGAUUCCGGAGUUGAACUGGGACACGUUGAAGACUGGACGAAACAACCUGUCAGCCCUGAUAUGUCGCAGCACAGUCGACAGAGUAGCGAACCUUUUGGCGCCAGUGUGACCUCAUCGGAGGAAGAUGAGAUAACGAAGAAGGAGCGAGAAAUCAUCGAAGUAUUAGAAAAAGAAGAACAAUGGCGAUAUGGGAACAAUCACGAGCAGAAUAGCGAUUUAGGAGAAAAAUUAGCUCACAAAUUGCGUGAACUCGAAGAAGAAAAGAUGCAAUUAGAACGAGAAAGAGCGCAGGAAGUCGUAUUACGUAGACAGGAAGAGAAUUUGCGGAAAAACGAGGACAACGUACGCAAACAGGAAGAGACUUUACGUAAACAGCAGCAGCAGCAACAACAACAACAACAACAACAACAACAACAACAACAACAACAGCAGCAGCAGCAGCAGCAACAGCAACAACAACAACAGCAACAACAGCAGCAGCAACAGCAACAUUUACCUUAUCAUCUUCAUCACCAUCAUCACCAUAGUCAUCAUCAUCAAGAGUAUGAAGCGAGACAACAGGAAGUUGCACGUAUCGAGAUAGAAACGAAACGUGUCGAGGCUACACGGCAGGAAGAGGAACGUCGGAUUCAAGCGGAACAGUUGAGAAUUCAAAGCGAGAUCGAAGAGAAGGAAAGAAGAGCAGCUGAUGCUCGAAGAAAGGAGGAGAUACGAAUAAGAGCUAUGGAAAAUCAAAUUCGUGAGCAAGAGAACAAGAUAUUGGUUGGUGCUGGGUUGAGCAACCACGAAGAUGAAUUUGCUUCUGGGGGUUCAGUAGGAUUUAGAAAUGAAACUUCUUACUCUUCGUUCGUUCAGGAAGUGCUACGAGUCGAGAGGGAACUACUACAGUUGGAACAAGAGGAGUUGAAGAGGCAAAGAAACAAUCUUGCUUAUCGCGAACAAAAGCAACUCAAACUGGCGGAACAAUUACAGGAACAGUGGAAAUCCCUACAAGACGUUGCUCAUGGUUCAUCUAACAUUGCCCAACAAUACAAGCAUCAGCCAGCCGUAAAUUAUAGAUCAUCUAUGCCAAAUCUUCAACUACAGGAUGCUCAAAGGAGACGACCACCUCCUCCUCCAAUACCACCUGCUAAACCAUUACGUCACAUCGAACAAAGACAAAGGGACGUGACCAUCAGGAACAGCCGAGUACCAUCAGCAGACUCGAUACCUCAACAAGUGGAUGCAUCUUUGCGACAUAGUGCCUCAGCUACGACACUUUCUUGUCAUGCUGGUCAACAAAUGACGAGGCAAACGUUGCAAGCUCUUAGCGCUGCUCCUCGACCACGGAUCGUUCAAGGUGAUCAAUGGGUUCAACGAAGAAAGAGCGAUGUGCCUAGAGGCGCGCAUGAUUUCAAUUAUCAACAUUGGCUCAUUCAGGAAGCAGAACAACGGAGAAUUCACGAGAAAAAUCAACGAUCCCCGGCACGAAAGUCUCAACCGCACGUGACCGGAACAUCCGUACCUUAUGCCGCUGCACCGACACGGUCGGAUAGCAAGCCGUUACCAGACUCCAUUAUACAAACUCUUACUCAAAGAGUACAGAACAGAGCGCAAGAGAAGCCACUAUCACCAAGAAGAAGAUUAGAACAUAGUACGAGUCAAGAGCACAUUCCCCUUCAACAUUCUAACACCACUCAACAAUUAACAUUACAACAGAAAUCUCAGCAGCCAUCACCAUCUGUUCAUAACACCGACAAUCAAGAGAAGAUGCUGAGCGUCAGUGGCAAAAAGAAAUGUUCGCAUUGUGGAGAUGAGCUAGGUCGAGGCGCCGCGAUGAUAAUCGAGAGUCUACGCUUGUUCUAUCACAUGGAAUGCUUCAAGUGCUGUGUCUGUCACGUACGACUCGGUGACGGAUUAAUGGGAACGGACGUACGCGUUCGAAACCACAAGCUCCACUGCCAUAACUGCUACUCCAGUGACGACGGUACUCACACUUAAAACUCUACCUAGUAUUAUUCCAUACAGUUUAAGAUUAGGUGUCAAGUUCAGCUGCGUGUAGAAGCGCACGGGCUAAUGGAUCUGUACCGACUAACUUGAAUAUAGCGUUCUUCCGGCUAUAUUUUAUAAGUUGUAGUUGACCAUUUAGUUAGCCAAGCUAACUCGAAACUUUCGCGACACAGUUCGUUCGUGCGUGUACAUAAAUACGUACAUAUACAUAUACAUAAAUAGAUAUAUAUAUAUAUAUACACACACAUAUAUAUAUAUAUAUCUUCUCUCUGAAAUAAAAUGGAUUUGAAGAUGGUUGGACGUCCGUUCUCAUCUCGCUCGACCUAAUAGAUGUCGAACUGGAAGACAAUUUUUUUUUUCUUUUUUUUUUUUUUCCUUUUUUUAGGUAAUUCAUCGACUUCUUUCAAGCCACUAACAACACGCAAUGGAAAUUAUUAUACGCAAGGAAAAAGAAAAUGUUUUUAUGUAAAUAGAUUGUAUUUAUGUAAGUAGCAUAGCGGUUAAGGAAUUAAUUGAAGGAAGAUUGUUGCAUACGCGAUAUCACAUCGAACAUCGAAUAAAAAAAUAAAUGAUAAGAAGAUGAACAUUCAUAUGGAACCAGUAAAAAAGAAAUCGUGACACUGUACAUUUUUGUAAUAUAUAACUUUUGCGUCUGGGUAUUUAUGAGAUAUCUCUGAUAACACACUAGCUAAAGAUGAAAUCACUUUGUGAUUGACGAUUAUUCAUGAAUGAAACUCUUAUUAAAUAUUUAAUACUAAUAACUCCUAAAAUCAAAUUGAAAAUGAUUAACUUUCGUACAAGGAAAUCUUUUUGUUUUAGAUCUUAAUUAUGUUUAUGGAAUACGGCAAACAAAAUUACAGAAUAACAUAUAGAUAUACGUACUCAAAUACGGUUGCUAAUGAAGUCAUGCUCGUUAUGUGUUUUCUCAUUUUCUUCAUUUUUCUCUCAUUUCUUCUCUUAAUUUCUUUCUUCAAAAAUAAACAAAUUUGAAUUCUUAGAAAACUCAACAGCACCUUUAAGCGAUCGUGUAUAAAGUACACAGAUUACCAUUGUGAAAUAUUGUAAAUGUCUCGUUUAUUACAACGUGUAAUUUUAUAUUAUCGCAAAGAAUAAAUGUUUAUUAUAGAGAA
Messenger RNA from Vespa velutina, 7349 nucleotides. RefSeq lists its product as uncharacterized. The record is from RefSeq and is a predicted model, not a curated record. Gene Ontology annotation, biological process: regulation of focal adhesion assembly; positive regulation of stress fiber assembly. The transcript has 20 exons. Bases 712 to 6210 code for a protein of 1832 amino acids. Gene Ontology annotation, cellular component: stress fiber. Lineage: Eukaryota; Metazoa; Arthropoda; Insecta; Hymenoptera; Vespidae. Gene Ontology annotation, molecular function: myosin II head/neck binding.